AUGUUGUUGCAGAAUUAUGAUUGUCCCCACUCCCCACCAUUGGCGACUGCACCACCGAUAAUUCCACCUGCCACUCCUCCUGCAAAUCCUCCGGCCGCUCCUCCUCCCUUUUUGCCUCCUCCCUUUCCCCCUUCUCCAAAUCCACCUCCUCGCUUUCCUCAUCCUCCUCCUCCAAAUCCUCCUCCUCCAAAUCCACCUCCUCUUCCUCCCCCCCCUCCAAAUCCACCUCCUUUUCUUAUAGUAACAGACAGUUCAUGCUUAUGUUCAUUUUUACUUGCUACAAUCACAUUUUUGUUGUUCAAACUUUUGGAGACUUCAAUGUUACCAUUUCCAUAUGAAUUUCCUAUCAUCAACAUAUGA
Messenger RNA from Trifolium pratense (red clover), 360 nucleotides. RefSeq names its product sulfated surface glycoprotein 185-like. Lineage: Eukaryota; Viridiplantae; Streptophyta; Magnoliopsida; Fabales; Fabaceae. The coding region runs from base 1 to 360 and encodes 119 amino acids. The record is from RefSeq and is a predicted model, not a curated record. The transcript has a single exon.